AUGUCAGACAAACUCAUCCCUUCCGAUCCCGAUAAUGUCAUGGUCAUUCGCAAUGUCACACCCAACAUUGCAACUUUCUCAGUGCCUUUCUCACGAUUCGGAAAGGUCAAGAUUGGUGGCCGAGGCACUCUAGUCAAGCUCACUUCUGGAGGCCUCGCCGUCUUUUCGCCAGUGGCAUUGACCAAAGCCUCCCACACCAAGGUCAUGGAAAUGGGCGGUGAUGUCCGCUACAUUGUUGCCCUCGACUAUGAGCAUCACAUCUUUAUCAGCGAUUGGGCAAAGGAAUACCCUUCAGCAAAGAUCAUCGGCCCAGAGGGUCUGCCUGAGAAGCGCGCCAAGGCGACCGACGACCCCAAGAUUGGCAAUGAGGAGUUCGCUGUCGUCUUCAAGAAGGAGAACAAGCAGGAAAUCAAGAUUGAUCCUGAUUUCGAUGCUGAUUUCGACUACGAGUACGUCGACGGCCACGCCAACCUUGAGAUUGUCUUUCUCUACAAGCCUGAGCGUGUCCUUAUCCAGGCUGACUUGCUCUUCAACCUGCCACCCACUGAGCAGUACAGCAAGGUCCCUGAAGCAGAAGUACCCGGCGAUGGAGCUGUAGGAAAGCUCUUCUCCUGCGUCCAGAACCCUCGUGGUGACACCAAGUGGCUACAGCGUUUCAAUUGGUAUGUGCUCGCCAAGAACCGCGACAGCUUCAACGACAGUAUGGCCCGCAUUGCAGAUUGGGACUUUACUACAAUGAUUCCCUGCCACGGAGAUGUCUUGGAGGGUGACGGCAAGGAAGUGUUUAUGAAGGUGUUUGAAUGGCAUCUCCAGGGACACAAAUAG
Molecule: messenger RNA, 825 nt
Organism: Fusarium sp. VM40
Lineage: Eukaryota; Fungi; Ascomycota; Sordariomycetes; Hypocreales; Nectriaceae
Source: the annotation of a GenBank genome assembly